GGGCUUUGUGUUUUUUGGUCCAUAAAUAUCAAAAAAACUUUUCUUAUUCUCGGUUUUGUCUGACAUAAACAUUAAAUUCGGUUGAACAGAAAAAAUGAAAAACAUUAAAAAUUCAUAUCUGUAAGCCAACAAAGAAAAAGUCUUGUUAAUUUACAGAAAACAAUGUCACAUUUAAUUUACAGAGGUGGAAAAUUCAAAGUCUCUUUCUUGUCACAUCAUCAAUUCACACACACACUAUGCAUCUCUUCGUUUUCACAAGCUCCCUCUCCGCUCCGCUUCUUCUUCUUCUUCUUCUUCUUCUUCUUUAGUUCUUUAGGUUUCUCUACUCUUAACCCAAAUCCACAAAACUGCAAAUGCUAAAUCAAAUCUGUUUUCAUCGUCCCCCAAUUCCAAAUGCCAAACUCUUUCUCUUCUUCUGACCCAUUUCUCAAAAUUCUCAACUUUUCCUUCUUUUCACUGAUUUGUUUUCUCUUCAAUUCUUUUAGGUCAGAAAUUCUCAGUGAGAGAGAGACGAAAGUGAAAGACUUUCGUUGUUUUUAGGGUUUCAAUCUUCAGUAUCUCAGAUUUUCACAUCUGGGUAUUCGUCUUGGUGCCUACAUUAUCUUGUUGACGUUUAGACUAUUUCGAAUUUGAUGGUAGAAAUGGAGGCUGUUGAGAGGAAACGAUCCAGAGGAGGUUUUCUAAAUAUGUUUGAUUGGCCUGGUAAAUCCCGUAAGAAGCUCUUCUCCUCUAGCAGCAGCAGCUCGAAACUCUCCGAAGGAUCAAAGCAAGAGAAACAAAAUGCUCAAAACCCCUCAAAGUCAUGGCCCUCUCUGAUUGAGGGAGAUGAGAUUGGAAAGAAUUCAACUUACAAUCCCAGAAGUGACUCGAGUUGUUCAACAUCCACUCCCACUAGUGAUGAUGGACAAGGUUCCAAAGCUCCAAGUGUUGUUGCGAGGCUCAUGGGUUUAGAGUCUAUACCUGUACCAAAUGCCUUGGAGCCCCGGCGUAAUCCUGAUUUUGAUCCAUACUUCCUCAGAUCCUCACGCAAGGCAAGCACAUGGGAUGCAUAUGAGAAUUUGGGUUAUGUAAAUCUCCGCAGUGACUAUGAUGGUAUUUCUUGGGACCAUUUGGAUUCAAGAAUGAACAAGGAGUGUAACCGGCCUAUCGACCGCUUUCAAACCGAAACGUUACCUCCAAGGUCGGCUAAACCAAUCCCUGUCACCCACAAUAGGCUCUUGUCUCCUAUCCGGAGUCCUGGGUUUGUUCAGUCCAGGAACCCUGCUUCUGUAAUGGAAGAAGCUUCGAGAAUGAUUGAACCAAGUCCUCGGGUAGUUGCUAAAACACGGUUUUCAUCAUCUGAUUCCUCUUCAUCACUUCCAAUGAAAAUCAGAGAUUUGAAAGAGAAACUAGAAGCUUCACAGAAAGGACAAAGCCCUCAAAUCUCAAAUGGCACUUGCAAUAAUAAGUGCUUCAGAGGAAAGCAAGAUGAAAAGAGAACUACAUUACCACUCAAGACACAAGAGCGAAAUAAUUUAUUGGGAGAAAGCAGGUUUGGUGGUUCGAAGGGUAAAGUGAAGCCGCCCUCUGUAUCUGCACAUGCAAAGGCCAAUACUAUUCACAAGCGAGACAGUUCAAUGCUCUCAAAUGGCUACAGAGACCAAAAGAAGAAGGUGGAAACUAAGAACCGCAUAGUAAAAAGUGGUCUUAAAGAAUCUUCUGCUAGCACUAGGAAAACCGUUGAUAAGCCAAAUAACCAGAAACAGAACCAAUUUGCUGAAACGUCUGUUUCAAAUCAGAGAGGCAGAAAAGUGAUGAAGAAAGUAAACAAAGUUUUGGUGGAAAACGGAACUACAACUAAGAAGCCUGGUUUUACAGCAACAUCAGCGAAAAAGAGCACUUCUUCAUCUUUGUCCCGCAAAAAGAAUCUUUCCCGCAGCAAAAAACCGGCAAAUGGGGUGCAAGAAGCUGGAGUUAACAGUGAUAAACGGAUCAAAAAGGGUGAGAAGGUGAUAAAAUGUAACAUCACCGUCGAUGGCGGGUUGAAGACAGGGGACGAUGAUCGAAAGAAGGACAUGGAUGUGAUUUCGUUCACUUUCUCAUCCCCGAUCAAAGGUUUAUCAUCAGAUUCGCAAUACUUUUUAAAAAAGAAUGAUCAAGAUGCAGAGUCAGCACUUUGUUUCAAUAAGAUAGAUAGUGAUUCUCUAAAUUUUCUGUUGGAGAAAAAGCUCAGAGAACUAACCUCUAAGAUGGAGUCAUCUUGCAGUAGUCUGACCCAAGAAGAAGAGUCUUCGGGUUCCAUUACAAAGGAUUGGGUGAAUGGGACAAGAUCAUUGCCGUCAGAUGAUCAGGAUAACGGUUUAUCAGAAAGCGAAUCUGAUUCUGACUAUAGUAGUUCAUUCUACAAAAAGAAAAUAUUCCAGGCAGAAGAUGAUGAGGAAGUUAACAGUUUCAGCACUGCCGAAAAUCUCCAAAUCUCCUGCAGCACGAGUUUCUCAAGUUCACGCAAUGAUUAUCACCAUAACAUUGAAGAAACCGAACUCUCAGAAUCUGUUGCUUUAUCAGAAGCUGAAGAAGGUCAUGACUGGGAGCUCGAGUACAUAACGGAGAUCAUUGCCUCUGGCCAACUGAUGAUUAAAGAAUUCUCCUUGGGGAUGGCUACUGAUAUAUUACCUCUGAGCUUAUUCGAUGAAACCGAAGGCAAGAGAGAUGCUCGGGGAAAGAUCGAGAGAAAAACACUGUUUGACUUGGUGAAUCAGUGGUUAACACUCAAAUGCGAGCAGAUGUUCAUGGGAACCUGCAAAGGAGUGUUGGGGAAACAAGACAUUUUUCUUGAAAGGAGAGAGAUUUUGGCAGACCAAGUGUUGAAAGAGGCUCAGGGAUUGAAGAAGAUGAGAGAGAUGAUGAUGGAUGAGCUAGUUGACAAUGACAUGAGUAGUUGUGAAGGGAAAUGGCUUGAUUACAUGAGAGAGACUUACGAAGAAGGAAUUGAGAUUGAAGAAGAGAUUGUGUCCGAAUUAGUUGAUGACUUAAUUAAUGAUCUUAUCAUGUGUUGUUGACACCAAUCCUUUGGUCUUCUUCUCUCCAACAUGAGAGUGAAAUUGUUUUCUAUAGGAUAAAAACAAGAUUAGGCUGAACUAAAUUCUGUCACAGGCUGAACUAAAUUUUUAUCUCUGAAAUCGAAAAUACUUAAAAGUCUUCUGAUAGCACAUGAACAUAAAAGUGUCUUAUACUAAAAAUAAA
Molecule: messenger RNA, 3222 nt
Organism: Arabidopsis thaliana (thale cress)
Lineage: Eukaryota; Viridiplantae; Streptophyta; Magnoliopsida; Brassicales; Brassicaceae
Gene: TRM6
Product: serine-rich adhesin for platelets-like protein
Exons: 5
Coding region: 633-3038 (801 amino acids)
Source: RefSeq, marked reviewed